Messenger RNA from Perca flavescens (yellow perch), 5874 nucleotides. RefSeq names its product pregnancy-associated plasma protein A, pappalysin 1a (gene pappaa). The transcript is spliced from 22 exons. Gene Ontology annotation, molecular function: metalloendopeptidase activity; protein binding. Gene Ontology annotation, biological process: cell surface receptor signaling pathway; proteolysis. Lineage: Eukaryota; Metazoa; Chordata; Actinopteri; Perciformes; Percidae. Bases 1 to 4965 code for a protein of 1654 amino acids. The record is from RefSeq and is a predicted model, not a curated record.
AUGAAACUUUGGACAUCUUCCUGGGUGUCUUGCCUGGUGAUUCUCAUCUUGUGUUUCGGAUCAGAGUGCGGGACAGUCCGGAGAAAGGGGAGAUCCAAGAGGGAGUUGGUGCGCAUUAGUGAGGCGAAAGCCACCAUCCCAGGGGCUUGUGCCACACGUCUGCCCCGGGGCAAACGCUCUUUGCCCGGCUUAGAGCGACGGGUGAUUCGCCAGCGUCGGCGCUCCUCUCAGGCGGAGGAAAACUCUCCAGAUCGGGGGAAAGCUGUCUAUUUUACCGGCAGGGGAGAUCAGCUACGACUGAAGCCUGGCGUGGAGAUACCCAGAGGAAAUUUCACUCUGGAGAUGUGGAUCAAACCGGAGGGAGGUCAACGAUCACCCACAGUGAUUGCAGGCCUGUACGACAAAUGUUUCUACGCCUCCAGUGAUCGAGGCUGGCUGCUUGGCAUCCAGGCGGUUAGUGAACACGGGAAUCGUGACCCCCGCUUCUUCUUCUCCCUUAAAACUGACCGUGCCCACAAAGUGACCUCCAUCCACUCCAACGCUCGCUAUGUACCCAACCAAUGGGCACAUGUGGCCGUCACAUAUGAUGGCGUGUACAUGAAGCUCUUUGUCAAUGGCGCCCAAGUCGGCGUCAGUCGGGAGCAAUCGGGCGAUGUCUUCAGCCAUUUGACCAAAAAGUGCAAAGUGCUGAUGAUUGGGGGCAAUGCACUGAAUCAUAAUUACAGGGGGGCAGUGGAGAGAGUGGGCUUAUGGAGGCAGGCCAGAGGGCAGAGGCAGAUUGUCAGGGAUAUGCAGGGCCAUGAGGACCCCCAAGAUCUACCUCAGCUGGUCAUACGUGAAACAUUCAAGCACCCAGGUCGGAAGUGGCUGACUGUAAAAGAUGGUAGCUUUCCUCAGCCUGAGCAGGGGGUAGGUGGACGAUUAGGGUUUCUGGGUGGUGGUGGAGUUAUUUCUGAGGGAUUAUUAGACACAACGCUGGACCCUCCAACUUGUGGUCAAACUGUCUGUGACAAUGUUGAGGUCAUCAAAAACUACAACAAUCUUUGGACCUUCCGUCGGCCCAAGAAAGUACGAUAUCGUGUUAUAAAUGUUUGGGAUGAUGCACAGAUGAGGCCAACUGUAUCAGACCACCAGAUCAGCCUGCAGCACCAGCAGCUAAAUGAUGCCUUUAGUCCCUACAAUAUCACCUGGGAGCUUAGCAUUCACAACGUGUCCAAUUCUUCCCUUCGAAGCCGUUUGAUUCUAGCUAACUGUGAUAUCAGCAAAGUUGGCGAUGAUGCAUGUGACCCAGAAUGCAACCAUCCACUGACAGGGUUCGAUGCAGGUGACUGCAUGUCUGGGCAUCGGAGCCGUUGCCCUGAGCACAAGCAGGGGAAUGGGGUAUGUGACCCUGAAUGUAACUGGGAGAACUUCUUCUAUGACCUUGGUGACUGCUGCAACCCCAAUGUGACGGAUGUGACCAAAACAUGCUUCAACCGCUCGUCUCCACACAAAGCCUAUUUGGAUGUCAAAGAGCUGAAAGAGAUUUUGCAUUUGGAUGGCUCGACUCACCUGAAUGUCUUCUUUGCCAAUUCUUCUGAUGAAGAUCUGGCAGGGGUUGCCACUUGGCCCUGGGACAAAGAGGCCCUCACACAUUUGGGUGGCAUUGUGCUGAAUCCUUCCUUCUAUGGUACAUUUGGUCACACUGAUACAAUGGUCCAUGAGAUCGGUCACAGUCUUGGGCUUUAUCACGUAUUUCGAGGUAUAUCAGAGAUCGAGUCGUGUAAUGAUGCAUGUUUAGAGACUGAGCCCUCAAUGGAGACUGGUGAUCUGUGUGCGGACACCAACCCCACUCCCAAAUACAAAGGCUGCCACGAUCCUGAACCGGGCAACGAAACCUGUGGAUGUCGGCAUUUCACACACACACCGUUUAACAACUACAUGAGUUAUGCAGAUGAUGCCUGUACAGACUCCUUCACGCUGAACCAGGUUGCUAGGAUGCACUGCUACCUGGAUCUCAUCUACCAGACCUGGCAACCCGCCUCUAAACCUCCUCCAGUGCCAAUGUCACCCCAAGUGGUUGAGCAGCAUCAUAAUUCCAUCACCCUGGAAUGGUUUCCACCGAUUUCUGGACACUUUUACGACAGAGAAGUGGGAUCAGUGUGUGAUAAAUGCACUGAGGGGAGAGUUCUACUGCAGUAUGCCACCAACUCCUCCUCCCCACGGCCAUGUGCCCCUUCUGGACACUGGUCCCCACGAGAGGCUGAAGGCCCUCCAGAUGUGGAGCAGGCUUGUGAGCCAAGUGUGCGCACCUGGAGCCCCAAUGCAGGGAUUGAGCAAGGUGUUGUCGGCCUGUCGGAGUGCCCUCUCCAGGGCUGCAUGCUUCAACUAGAGUUCCCCUACCCGCUGAUACCAGACUCCCUGACUGUGUGGGUCACCUUCUUCAGCCCUGAGGAAACAGCACUGCCAGCUAUCCAUAACAUCUUGCUACUGACUGUCAGUGGGAACAACAUUUCAUUGGGUCCCAGUAAUGUCUUCUGUGACACCCCACUGACUUUAAAGCUGGAUAUAGAGGAAGAGGUGUAUGGGGUACAGUUUUUUACUAUGGAACAACACCUAGAGAUUGAUGCCACCCUCUUGGCAUCCAAGCCAGACUGCAUAUUUUGUAGGCAUUGCCAACCAUUACGCUAUCGCCUGUUGCGUCAACCACCCUUCACCCAUGCACCACAUGGUCUAAGGUUGAAUGAACCUACCCGCCGAUAUACAGACAGGGAUGUGGCGCCACAUGUUGUGUACACCUACCAGGUCCAAACAAUCUCCAGCCGUAGUGAAAGUGAGCCUUCCCCACCUCUGGUACACGAUCUGGGGGCACCCUACUGUGGGGAUGGACGUAUCCAGAGUUCCAAAGGAGAGGAAUGUGAUGAUAUGAACUCUAUGAAUGGGGAUGGCUGCUCCACUCAGUGUAAGAAAGAGCCCUUCUUCAACUGUGUUGAGGAGCCAAGCACGUGUUACUACUAUGAUGGCGAUGGGGUAUGUGAGGACUUUGAGCGAGAGACUGGCGUGAGAGACUGUGGCCUUUACACCCCCAAUGGUUUCCUUGACCAGUGGGCCUCCACUGUCGAAGUUUCCCAUGAGGAGAAGCCCUACUGCUCUGGUGAGGUAGCUGCCGGAUACCCUGCUGUUACUAAGACUUGUCAGUCCAAGGUGUUUGAUCUAUCAGAUGGAGUGUCCCAGUAUGCAUGGUUCCCCUGUAGUGAGGCUCAUGAGCCAACCUGGGGCUAUCCUAACUAUUGGCUCAAGGCCCACUUUUCUCAUCCCAUGGUGGCAGCAGCAGUGAUUAUACAUCUGGCUGCUGAUGGUACUGGCUACCUUGACCAGACUCAGUGUAACAUCACUGUGCAGCUGGUGGACACCAAGGAGGGCAUCCAUAGUCUAGGUGAGUGGCGUCUCAGCUGCCGCACCAACCCUUUGGUGAUCCCAGUGAGCCAUGACCUGUCAGUGGCCUUCUACCACACCAAGGCUAUCCUGGUCAUGUUUGCCUCUCGCCUUGUGGCCCUCUCCGGAGUAGGCCUGCGCUCCUUCCAGUCCUUCGACCCUAUCACGAUAAGUGGUUGCCAGAGCAAUGAGAUCUACAACCCCACAGGCCAGAGUUGUGUACAUUAUUCGUGCGAAGCCAUCGACUGCCAGGAACCCUUAAUCCGCAAUGCAGAGCUCAAGUGCAGUAGCCCUGGCCGCCACUUCUACAAUGGAGACCGCUGCACCAUCUACUGCAACUCUGGAUAUGUCCUGCAAAUCCACCAGGAUGAUGACAUCAUCAAAAGCCAGUCAGACUCUUCAGUGACUAUAACCUGUGCAAAUGGGAAGUGGAACAAACAGGUGUCCUGUGAGCCUGUGGACUGUGGUCUGCCAGACAAAUACCAUGUUCAUCCUGCCCAUUUCAACUUCCCUGAGGGCACCACCUACGGCAAAAAGAGCACCUUUCAGUGUCGAGAACCUGCCCAGCUCGUAGGUACAAACAACACUCUUACCUGCCUAGAAGAUGGCCUCUGGUCCUUCCCGGAGGCUCUUUGUGAGCUUCGCUGCCCAGCCCCUCCUCCUGUACCCAAUGCUGUGCUGCAGACCAAGCGCUGCAACGAGACUGGCCUCAAUGUGGGCACCCUCUGCAAGUACAAGUGCAAGCCAGGCUACCAUGUCACCAACAAACCUAAGAGGCGUUCAUUUAGGCGCCAGUGCACAGAGGAUGGCAGCUGGCUAGAGGGGGCAUGCGAGCCAGUGACUUGUGAUCCACCACCUCCAAUCUUCCACGGCUCCUAUCACUGUACUGAUGGCUUCCGCUUUGACAGUGUCUGCAGACUCAACUGCUCUGAUCCUGCCGGUAAUACUGCUAACGCCGCCACAGGAGGCUCUGCCCAUACGGUGAGGCUGCUGCACGCUCCAUGCAAGCAGGGUGCAGGGUCCAAUGUGAUCCGCUGUAGAAAGGAUGGAAACUGGACAGGGUCGUUCCGGCUAUGCCAACACAGCAAAGGCCAGUGUUCUUUACCUCAAAACCUCCAUUAUAGCCUACAGUACUCAUGCAAGCGAGGACACGGCAUAGGUGAGGAGUGUGAGUUGACGUGCAGAGAGGGUAACAGCGACGUGGUGAUCCUCCCAAGCAACAUGACCGUAGAAAGUGUACUUAAAGAACACUGGAGGAACCCGCACAAAGUCAAGAGUAUAGUCUGUACAAUGGGACUGAAAUGGUAUCCACACCCAGAAUUGCUCCACUGUAUCAAAGGAUGUGAGCCAUUCAUGGGAGACAACUACUGUGAUUCGGUCAACAACAGAGCCUUCUGUAACUAUGACGGAGGAGACUGCUGCCAAUCCACUGUCAAGACCAAAAAGGUGAUUCCAUUCCCCAUGUCCUGUGACAUACGGGAUGAGUGCUCCUGUCGGGAUCUGAAUGCUAUAGAGAACAGAAAGGAUGAACAUGUCUAUUCCCUGGGGUGACCAACCUGAGGAGGGACCUCUGUUCAGCGUCCCAGGACCCUUGCUCCAACACGACACAGCCAGAGUGGCCGAGGCAGACCCCUCCUUCAUCCUCUUCUCGGCCUCCAAUUUCCUGCCUGCUGCUUAACAGGCAUACCUCUCCAUUCAUACUGCAACCCCAACCAGUUGAAAUGCCUCUGCCUCCACAUCACAGAAAGAUCUAGAAUAGAGGAUGAGACUCAUGAGACUCCACAGAAAACUUCAUUUCUCAGCUAAAAGGAAAGUAACCCUGCAAUAUCAUUUAAAAAAAAAACAUAUAUAGUAAGGAGAAAAAACAAACAUGAAACAGACUUUUUUUUUUCAAGAAGAAAACAAACAAAACCUAAACAAAAACAUAACCAAGCCUAGGUUGCAUGCCUUUUGUUCAGUUUUGUGCUGGCUUUGGUGUCUAUUUUAGUGACCUUGCUCUACAAUCACAUGAUUGAACCAAAAGUAAAUCAAAAUGUGCAAGUGGGGGAUUAUGUUGAUGUUGGCUCUGUGUUUUGCAAAUAUGAAGGAAAUCAAGACAAAUGUUAAAAAAAUAAUCCUCAAACACUUUGAAGGCAUGUUCAACAUUUUUUCUGGGGGGCUAGACAAUUGUGCUUAUAUCAUUCCUGGUCUCAUACAGGUCAGACAUCCUGACUCUCGAUGUCCUUUUCAGUAAAGUGUUUCUUCAUAGGCACAUCAGAGGCUAUAGAGGUUAUUCCUAGCUUGGUGAGGAAUGAGACAGCCAUAUUGUUUUAAGCCACAGAUUCAACACAAAAGCCAAAAUAAAAUGCACAUAAACACACACAAAAAAUGGCAACUAAUUGUUGACCAACCACACACACAAUUUCCUAAGACAAUUUUAUACUUAGAUCAAAAUCCUGAAUGCAUAAUUAAAGCAUUUUU